Messenger RNA from Dovyalis caffra, 1533 nucleotides. NCBI's taxonomy places the organism in Eukaryota, Viridiplantae, Streptophyta, Magnoliopsida, Malpighiales, Salicaceae. The record is from the annotation of a GenBank genome assembly.
AUGGAGGAUGAAAAUGGGCUUGAGCUUAGUUUGGGUCUAGGUUGUGGUGGAUCAUCUGCCAAAUCCAAAGGUAAAAAUGGCAGCUCUUCAGAUACUAGGAUGGAAGAAGGUGAUAAAGGCAACAAAUUGGGAGAUGAUUUUAAAAAGUUUCUUCAUGGUAAUACCCAGAAGCAGGAUUCGAGCACUGGAUCUCAAAGAAGUGAUUCAGUGAUACCUCAAGAGAAGUUCUUCAAUGACCUUUCCAAGAACAAUGCUGAUGCAGAUGCUUCUAUUAACUUGAACAAUAGGGGGCUGUGGGUUUCAAGCACUAGAUCUGCUGAAACUGAUGAAGAAAAAAGAUCAGACCUUGGUAACAAGCGUAAACAUUUAUUUGAUGAGUUAAAUAAUCGGAAGAAGCAUGAGAGAGAUGCUCAUCAUACUGAUUUACAUGACAAGAAAUCAUAUAUUUCCAUAACUACAGAAGAUGGCUCAACUGCUGAAAAUGAAGAUGUCGCAGAGUCUGAAGUUGAGGGUUCCACCUCAAGGUUGGCUUCUCACCAUGAUGAUGGCCCCAAACAAUUUAUUGGAGUUGGUGGUCCUCCUGAGGCUACAAAGGAGGUUCGUGGAUUUUCUGAUUCAAGUGUUGUGGAGUUACAAGGACAGAGGAGGGUCAAUGGUUCUUCAGAAAAUGAAUUUAAGCAGGGAAACUUGAGUUAUGGAGUUCCAUUCUCAGUCCAACCGGUCGGCAUCAUGAAUGUGCCUUACUCAUUUCCAGUGAAGGAGUCUAACUCUGUUGGUGCACCCAGCACUUCAGGCCAUCCGAUAACAGGCAUGAUUCCGGUGUUGCCUACUUCAAACUGCGAGCAGCGAACUGUGAACCAAUCUGUGAAUCCUGGAAAUUUGCCAGUAUUUUUUGGUUAUUCCCCAGUCCAGCUUCCAACAUUGGAUAAGGAUAAUUCCUUUGGCUUGGUCUCUCAUCUUCAACAGUUCAACACUUCCUAUGGCAGAGCUCCGUCAAAUGCUGAGAAGCAGAAUGAUGUGCUGAAGAUUUCUCAAGCCAUGCAAGCUAUUGCACGAAAUUCUCCUGAGGUUGCACAAUAUGAUGGGAGGACAUUGGGACGAGCCAAAGGCGAUGGCAAACAAUUAAUUGCAGAGGAAGGGUCCUCUUCUCAUACCGAAGAUGAUGCUAAAGGAAGCACCAUGAACCUUAGGCCAAAGGAUGCACCCGAGCAAUCAACAGCAGAAACCCUCUGUUUUGACUUUUCAGCCAUAAAGCCAGGUAUUGGUCCAGCCGUAAAAUUUGGGGGAUGUGGUUCCUAUCCAAAUUUGCCGUGGGUUUCUACCACGGCACCUGGCCCAAAUGGCAGAACGAUUUCUGGUGUUACCUACAAAUACAGUGCAAAUCAAAUCAGGAUUGUUUGUGCUUGCCAUGGUUCCCACAUGUCCCCUGAGGAGUUUGUUCGACAUGCAAGUGAAGAAAAUGCUAAUCCAGAUAGUAGCAAUGGGUUAGCAACGUUUCCAAGUACCAAUCCUGCUGCCCCUACUCAGAGCUGA